Molecule: messenger RNA, 912 nt
Organism: Dujonia railenensis
Lineage: Eukaryota; Fungi; Ascomycota; Pichiomycetes; Serinales; Debaryomycetaceae
Source: the annotation of a GenBank genome assembly
AUGGUAACAAUUAGAGAUAGUUCUUACUUGACUAAAUCUAUAACUACUACAAUCGGCUCGUUGGCGAUUGCUGCAAAGCAAGAACAAGAAGAAAAAGAAUUACAAAUGAAUCGUGUUAGGAGAGGUGCGCCAAAGGCAGCUGUGAUCUCCUCCGCUGUGGGUCUCUCAACUGCAGAUGAUGUCCCAUUGUUGGUAUCUGACAAUGAAGAUUAUUCUGACAACGAGUCCGCUUGCUCUAGAACAGGUGACUCUUCGCCUAAGUCUGCCACUGCAGAAUCGGUGAAGAGAGAGUUGAAGAUAGAAUCAAGCAAAAGUCCAGAGAGCUCAGAAGAAGAGUCAUCUCCCAAAUCAGAGACUGAAGCUAGUAACUCACAAGAAGUCAACGAGCCCGUUGUUCUCUCUAAUGCUCAAUUCGUAAAGGAAAGAACCCAACUCAUGACUAUUGUAGUUAAGUACAUGGCAAGCAAGAUUAACAAUUCUUUCCCACCAGAAUCAACGAAGCAUACAAGCAAAAAGGAAUUACCCUUGGAGAAAUUCUUACUCAUCUUGACCCUGAGAUUAAACUUGUCCUUGCAACUUUUCAUGCAAGGUAUGAUAUAUCUCUUCCGUUAUAUGGAUAUUGUGUACUUGUUGCGUUAUCUUAACCAGACCAACAAUUUCGUUAGUUACAACGAAAUGCAAUUUUCCGUAAAGAAAUUGAUCAUUGGAUGUUUCAAAAUUACUUUGAAGAACCAUCGUAUUAACAAGUUGAACUGGGAACAUAUUACCGGAUUACAAGGUGAAGAGUUAGACAAUAUUGUCGGAGUCUUGACCUCAAGAAUGAAUGGGAAACUUUCUGUUAAACAGAUUGAGCUUGUUAAGAUGAAGUCAGAGAUAUUUAGAUUUGUAAAAAUGGUAACAGAGGCCAUUUAG